Molecule: messenger RNA, 541 nt
Organism: Corticium candelabrum
Lineage: Eukaryota; Metazoa; Porifera; Homoscleromorpha; Homosclerophorida; Plakinidae
Product: dye-decolorizing peroxidase YfeX-like
Exons: 1
Coding region: 10-375 (121 amino acids)
Cellular component (GO): cytosol
Molecular function (GO): heme binding; peroxidase activity
Source: RefSeq, a predicted model, not a curated record
UGAGAUGCAAUGCAGGUUUGUUUUUUAGUGAAAAUGCAAGAGGCAUGGAUUGGUCGAGCAAAGGCAGACAGUGUUGAGCUGAAGUACAAGCCAAAGUCUUCUCAUGUUGCACGUAUAGUCGGAGGAGUAGAAUUUGCACGCCCAAAGCCGUUUCAAAUUGUUCGCCAGUCAAUGCCAUAUGGAACAAUCUCUGGUGAAGCUGGUUUGUUUUUUAUUGGGUAUGCUAGUUCACCCAAAAAUUUUGAGUUUAUGCUCAAUCGCAUGGUUGGUGCUGAUCCUGAUGGUCUAAGUGAUGACAUCAUGAGAUUCACCAGGUGUGUUGCUGGAAACUACUGGUACUUUCCUCCUAAGGGUGAUCUGAAGAAGCUGGCUUAGAAUGGUACUAUCUGUUGAUGUCACCAGUUUGAAGAAGACACUGAUUUGCUUUGUUGUUACUCUUCUGUAGCGUUGAUUAUGCUAUUACUAUUUUCGUCAUUUUAGUGUUGUUAUAGCGCGGCUCUUUCUUAUUAUUAUUAGUACCAGGCAUCAUGCAACUAUCAAA